This is a messenger RNA of Coregonus sp. 'balchen', 6131 nucleotides long. Lineage: Eukaryota; Metazoa; Chordata; Actinopteri; Salmoniformes; Salmonidae. The record is from the annotation of a GenBank genome assembly.
AUGCUAGCCCCUCUGAACUGUGUCCUGCUAGUUCCAGCCUUAGGAGACCCGCCUGACGUCCCCGUGGAAGACCCGCCUGACGUCCCCGUGGAAGACCCGCCUGAUGUCCCUGUGGAAGACCCGCCUGACGUCCCCGUGGAAGACGCGCCUGACGUCCCCAUGGAAGACCCGCCUGACGUCCCCGUGGAAGACCCGCCUGAAGUCCCCGUGGAAGACCCGCCUGACGUCCCCGUGGAGGACCCUCCUCACCGAGGUGUUCAGUAUCCUGUCGUAGGUGACACCUCACCCUCUGUCCUACUAGGUCCUCAGUCUAUAGCCCCUAUAGUCCCAGUAGGUCCAGAGCAUCUUAGCCCUCAGUUCCCUGUUCACCAAUAUUACGCUUUAUAUACAUCACAGAAGAUUGAAAUAUAACAAAACCGUUUUAUGCAGAAACAUGUUUUAUUCAUUGUGAAAUAAUGAAAAAUAUUAACAUUCCAACCAUGAGGCCACUAGAGGGCGAUUUGGCCAUUUGACUGCAGGAAAGGGGUGUGCAGGUGUUGUGUAGAUGUACAGUGGGGGAAAAAAGUAUUUAGUAAUUUUCAUCAUAGGUACACGUCAACUAUGACAGACAAAAUGAGGAAAAAAAAAUCAAGAAAAUCACAUUGUAGGAUUUUUUAUGAAUUUAUUUGCAAAUUAUGGUGGAUAAUAAGUAUUUGGUCAAUAACAAAAGUUUCUAAAUACUUUGUUAUAUACCCUUUGUUGGCAAUGACACAGGUCAAACGUUUUCUGUAAGUCUUCACAAGGUUUUCACACACUGUUGCUGGUAUUUUGGCCCAUUCCUCCAUGCAGAUCUCCUCUAGAGCAGUGAUGUUUUGGUGCUGUCGCUGGGCAACACGGACAUUCAACUCCCUCCAAAGAUUUUCUAUGGGGUUGAGAUCUGGAGACUGGCUAGGCCACUCCAGGACCUUGAAAUGCUUCUUACGAAGCCACUCCUUCGUUGCCCGGGCGGUGUGUUUGGGAUCAUUGUCAUGCUGAAAGACCCAGCCACGUUUCAUCUUCAAUGCCCUUGCUGAUGGAAGGAGGUUUUCACUCAAAAUCUCACGAUACAUGGCCCCAUUCAUUCUUUCCUUUACACGGAUCAGUCGUCCUGGUCCCUUUGCAGAAAAACAGCCCCAAAGCAUGAUGUUUGCACCCCCAUGCUUCACAGUAGGUAUGGUGUUCUUUGGAUGCAACUCAGCAUUCUUUGUCCUCCAAACACGACGAGUUGAGUUUUUACCAAAAAGUUAUAUUUUGGUUUCAUCUGACCAUAUGACAUUCUCCCAAUCCUCUUCUGGAUCAUCCAAAUGCACUCUAGCAAACUUCAGACGGGCCUGGACAUGUACUGGCUUAAGCAGGGGGACACGUCUGGCACUGCAGGAUUUGAGUCCCUGGCGGCGUAGUGUGUUACUGAUGGUAGGCUUUGUUACUUUGGUCCCAGCUCUCUGCAGGUCAUUCAUUAGGUCCCCCCGUGUGGUUCUGGGAUUUUUGCUCACCGUUCUUGUGAUCAUUUUGACCCCAUGGGGUGAGAUCUUGCGUGGAGCCCCAGAUCGAGGGAGAUUAUCAGUGGUCUUGUAUGUCUUCCAUUUCCUAAUAAUUGCUCCCACAGUUGAUUUCUUCAAACCAAGCUGCUUACCUAUUGCAGAUUCAGUCUUCACAGCCUGGUGCAGGUCUACAAUUUUGUUUCUGGUGUCCUUUGACAGCUCUUUGGUCUUGGCCAUAGUGGAGUUUGGAGUGUGACUGUUUGAGGUUGUGGACAGGUGUCUGUUAUACUGAUAACAAGUUCAAACAGGUGCCAUUAAUACAGGUAACGAGUGGAGGACAGAGGAGCCUCUUAAAGAAGAAGUUACAGGUCUGUGAGAGCCAGAAAUCUUGCUUGUUUGUAGGUGACCAAAUACUUAUUUUCCACCAUAAUUUGCAAAUAAAUUCAUUAAAAAUCCUACAAUGUGAUUUUCUGGAUUUGUCUGUCAUAGUUGACGUGUACCUAUGAUGAAAAUUACAGGCCUCUCUCAUCUUUUUAAGUGGGAGAACAUGCACAAUUGGUGGCUGACUAAAUACUUUUUUUCCCCCACUGUACUUAAAAUACUGCACUGUUUACAUUAGUAUAUUUACUAAGUUUACCAUGUCAACAACUUCCAUAGCCUCUGUUGGUUAUUGCCAUGUGAACACACAUGUCCUGCUACAGUGUAUAGCCCAUUCUUUAAUACACAAGCCUGUUCUAGCUUGUUAGUCAUUUUAAGCAUAUCAGUGCUAUAGUCUAAGUUUUACCUCUGUUUUCAGAACCACAAUCCUUGUCAGACACAAUUAGUUUCAGAGUGGUGUUGGAUGUGUGUGUGUGGAUCAUUUAUUAAACCCCCUGAAACUGAAAUGUUGGUUCCUCGUGUUCUGGAUGGACACCCUGUGGUGGUUGCUACCGGCCUAAAACCAGCACCCACGUAUUUAAAUGAUCUUUCGAUUCUAUAACCUAGCCAUAUUUUUCAGUUCCUAUUGGGCAAAACAUUAUCCAAAAGACACCUCAAAUUCAUCCAUCAAGUUUGUAGUGUCAGUUUGACUACUUUAAUUCACUAUAAGGGAAUUUGUCCAAAUACUUAUGACUUCUUCAAAUGGAGGGACUAGAUACAUAAAGUGCUUUCAUUUUUAAAUGGUGGAACAGAUGUGUAUGAAAAUAUCCUCAAAUAAAAGCUGGCAUUCUGUACUGUCGCUUAAUAUUAAACAUUAUCUCUCAAAUGUAAAAGGCUGGAGUGUAGAGCCAAAUAAAAAUGUUUAACUUCACUGUACAAUAGCAUAUAGAGGGAAGUGUAGAUCAUGUUUUACAAUAUUUGUUUUCCUUCAAACCUCAGGGUUGGGCCCUGGGGAGAAUGUCUGAGACUUUAAAGUCAGGCAAUGGCUUUGACUAUCUGUCACGAUCGCUUAAGGAGGAGGACCAAGGCGCAGCGUUGCGGGUGAACAUAUUUAUAUUUAUUGACUAGAUCACACGAUCAAAACAAAGAACGAAACGUGAAGUCCUUCGAUACACAAACCAAAAGGAACAAGAAACCACAAAACACAAAGUGCAAGACAAACAGUUAAAUAUGGCUCCCAAUCAGAGACACCCAGCUGACACUCGUUGCCUCUGAUUGGGAGUCACUCAGACCAACAUAGAAAAUUAAACAUAGACUUACACACCCUGGCUCAACAUAACAUAGUCCCCAGAGCCAGGGCGUGACAGUACCCCCCCCAAAGGCGCGGACUCCGGCCGCGCCAAAUAACCACAACAGGGGAGGGACCGGGUGGGCACUCCGCCUCGGCGGCGGAUCCGGCUCCGGACAUGACCCAGGCACGGGUUGUGCUGGACUGACGACGCACACCCCUGGCUUGAUGCGUGGAGGAGGAACGGGCCGGACCGGGCUGACGAAGCGCACCCCUGACUUGGUGCGGGGAGCAGGAAUGAGCCGGACCGGGCUGACGACGUGCACCACUGACCCGUUGCGGAGAGCAGGAACGGGCCGUGCCGGACUGACGACGCACACCACUGGCUUGGUGCGGGAAGCUUGGAUGGGCCGGACUGGGCUGGCGACGCGCACCACAGACUUGGUGCGGAGAGCAGGAACGGGCCAUGCCGGACUGACGACGCACACCACUGGCUUGGUGCGGGAAGCUUGGAUGGGCCGGACUGGGCUGGCGACGCGCACCACAGACUUGGUGCGGAGAGCAGGAACGGGCCGUGCCGGACUGACGACGCACACCACUGGCUUGGUGCGGGGAGCUUGGACGGGCCGGACCGGGCUGGCGACGCGCCCCACAGACUUGGUGCGGAGAGCAGGAACGGGCCGUGCCGGACUGACGACGCACACCACUGGCUUUGUGCGGGGAGCUUGGACGGGCCGGACCGGCCUGGCGACGCGCACCACAGACUUGGUGCGGAGAGCAGGAACGGGCCGUGCCGGACUGACAACGCACACCACUGGCUUGGUGCGGGAAGCUUGGAUGGGCCGAACUGGGCUGGCGACGCGCACCACAGACUCGGUGCGGAGCGAAGGAACGGGCCGGGCUGGGCUGUCGACGCACACCGUAGGUUUGGUGCGGGGAGCAGGAAUAGACCGGACCGUACUGGGGACACACACCACUGGCUCUACACCGGGAUCUGGAACGGGCCGGACUGGACUGGCAACACACGCCAGUACCUCUCGCCGUGCCUCUACACCUUCCAUCCCCUCUUCUACCAGUGGCCCCCGUAACCUGGCGGCCUCCUCUGCAACCCCGCUGGACCGCUCCAUAGCGGCCUCCUCCUGCCCGACGUCGUGAGCCCCCCCCUAAAAAUUUUCUGGGGGUCUCUCCUCCCCGUGGACCAGGCCUCCAACAUUCUCGCCCACCUCUCGCUCCUCUGUCUCCAACCCUCGUCACUCAGCUCCUCAAUGGGCUUGACCCAGUCGAAGCUGCCACGGAGAUCUAUUAGCGAUGGCUCCUGGACACGCUGCUUGGUCUGGUCUUGGUGGUUUCUUCUGUCACGAUCGCUUAAGGAGGAGGACCAAGGCGCAGCGUUGCGGGUGAACAUAUUUAUAUUUAUUGACUAGAUCACACGAUCAAAACAAAGAACGAAACGUGAAGUCCUUCGAUACACAAACCAAAAGGAACAAGAAACCACAAAACACAAAGUGCAAGACAAACAGUUAAAUAUGGCUCCCAAUCAGAGACACCCAGCUGACACUCGUUGCCUCUGAUUGGGAGUCACUCAGACCAACAUAGAAAAUUAAACAUAGACUUACACACCCUGGCUCAACAUAACAUAGUCCCCAGAGCCAGGGCGUGACACUAUCCACUGACAGGAGGGGAAGAAACUGAGGGUGACUUAUUUUACUGUUUAGAAUAUUGGCUAAUAAAGGAGAUUUGUCAAAUCAAGAUUAUUUUAAUAUGCAUUAUGCAGAGUAGUAGCAACAUACUGUAGUGGCAUUGUUUGCUUUAAAAGUGUUAAUAUUAAUUUGAUCUCCUCACAGAGGGUUUCGGGCAUGAGGAUGCUGGCAUUGUCUCUCAGGUGAGAAUGUGGAUCUUACAACUUAGUGUCCGUUUCAUUCCUCAAUAACUAAUCAUUGUUGUCAUCCAUGUAAAUAUAUUUUUCGGACAGCCUAAAUAUCCUGCAAGUCUUCCAGUUCUGGAGUUUCCAAAGUCUUUGGUAGGUCUGGUGAGAAGGAAAAGGGAUUGGGUCAUUCCUCCCAUUAACUUCCCAGAGAACGACAGAGGCCCCUUCCCCAAGAGUAUGGUGCAGGUGAGUGAUUGUAGGUUUAUGUUGGCAGGAAAUCUGGUUGGUUCAGGAUUUUGCUCUGGUUUUAACAUUGUUAAUAUUUACAUUCAGAUCAGGUCCAACAAUGAUAAAGAUGUGAAGAUCCAGUACAACAUCACUGGUCCUGGAGCAGAUCAACCCCCUGUGGGACUGUUCACUGUGGACAAAAACUCUGGGGUUCUCUAUGUGACCCAGCCUUUGGACAGAGAGAGACAAGACCAAUAUCCAGUAAAGUUUGUAAACAAGACAAAUAUAUGUUAAUGUUUGUAAACAAGACAAAUAUAUGGUAAUGUUUGUAAACAAGACAAAUAUAUGGUAAUGUCUGUUUGUGUUUUGUCUUUUGAAUUCUAGAACUUUGAAUGCAUGUGUUAUUUUGAUUAAGUUAUUAUAUUUUUUCCCCUUUAGCUUGUGGUUCAUGCUGUUGCAGUUGGUUCGGGUGAAGCAGAAAUGCCCAUUGAGAUUUAUUUUACAGUAAUUGAUAUGAAUGACAACGAGCCGGUAUUCACCCAAGAUCCUUUUACAGGGAGUGUCCCUGAAGCAUCCCUACCAGGUUUGUCUCAGUCAACAUUUAGUCAGAUAUCAUAAGCUGAGGUUUAGGAUAAAAGUAAUGUAUCAAUAUUCAAUCUUUUUUUUUCUUGAUGUCAUCCAUGAAAAUAAUGUAUUAUGUUGAAAUAUUUUAUUCUCAGGCCUUGAGGUCAUGAAGGUAACAGCCACCGAUCCAGAUAAGCGUGGCUCAGCCAAUUCUGAUGUCAGAUACACUAUUAUAAGUCAAGACUCUGAACAGCCGAGUCCCAACAUGCUUGUCAUCAACCCUGUCACAGGCUGGAUUCGGGUCAAUGCUGCUGGACUGGACAGAGAG